Messenger RNA from Brienomyrus brachyistius, 3388 nucleotides. RefSeq names its product cytohesin-3-like. The coding region runs from base 679 to 1875 and encodes 398 amino acids. NCBI's taxonomy places the organism in Eukaryota, Metazoa, Chordata, Actinopteri, Osteoglossiformes, Mormyridae. Gene Ontology annotation, biological process: regulation of ARF protein signal transduction. Gene Ontology annotation, molecular function: guanyl-nucleotide exchange factor activity. The transcript is spliced from 13 exons. The record is from RefSeq and is a predicted model, not a curated record.
GACGAGAACAAUCGCGUUGCUUGUAAACGCAUAUUACUAUCAUUAUUAUUAAUUACGUAUGCUAUUUAUUAUUAUAAUUACGACUUGUUUUAGGACUAUAGAGUUGUUGUGUUUGCAUUAUAAUUAUACCACGAAAUUUCACAUCUGUACGCUUAUCCUGAAGCUAUAAAUACGAAUAAAUACUUAAAAUAAUUACGCACUUAAACUAUGGCUAUGAAAUGCGAUUCAGAUGCUUAAGCAUGUAGGAAAAACGCUUUUCCCUUAAAUAUGCUAUUAUUAUGAAUAGCAACAUUUAUCUAUACAGUCUUGUUAGAAUAUUUUCUAUUCAAACUUCCCGUCACGCUGAUCGAUCGACGUCUGGCAAUAUUGAUGACUGGUAAAUGAUUAAAUGACUGAAUAAUCCGCGACACUUGUGUGGCCAAAAACCACAGGACAUUGUAAAAGAAGAAGGAAAACGGACUACACGGCUUUUGCUGGCCCUUGCGCUUCGUUUGCGGAAGCCGGUGUCCAUGCAGCCCUGUAGAGGAUGACAGACUAUUUCUGAAAUCGGACCUUUGUGCCGCAGCAGCGCAGCCUGGAAAGGGAAGUCCCGUCCUUUAAAUAAUCAUCGUUUAUCUCAGUAAUUUAAUGAAAAACAACGUUAGCAUUGUGACACUUUAUAUCAAGCACUGAGCAUCAAUGACAGACUACGUCCAACAGGCUUCAGAAGACUUCAGUCCCGUGGAGAGACGGGAGAUUGAAAACCUCAGAAUGCACAAAAAUGACCUUUUACUUGACAUACAGAAGCUGAAGUCAGAGAUCGAAAGCGUCAUGGCAGACAUACAAAAUUUUGAGGAGUCUGAGGAGAACAAAGUCAAUGAGAGGAAUAAGCAGUUUGCAAGUGGCAAGAAGAAGUUCAACAUGGACCCCAAGAAGGGUAUUCAGUACCUGGUGGACAAUAAGAUCAUGGAGUGGAGGCCCCUGGCAGUGGCGGAGUUUCUGUACAAAGAGGAAGGUCUGAACAAGACCGCUAUAGGUGACUUCCUGGGAGAGAGAGAUGAUAUGAAUAUUCAAAUCCUGAAAGCCUUCCUGGAACUGCAUGGGUUCUCUGACCUGAACUUGGUUCAAGCGUUGAGGCAAUUCCUCUGGAGUUUCCGUCUCCCCGGAGAAGCGCAGAAGAUCGAUCGCAUGAUGGAGGCGUUUGCCAUUCGUUACUGCGACUGCAACCCCGACAUGUUUCAGUCCACAGACACCUGCUACAUCCUGUCUUUCGCAAUCAUCAUGCUGAACACCAGCCUGCACAACCCCAAUGUCAAGGAUAAGACCACGCUGGAGCGUUUCAUCAAUAUGAAUCGUGGUAUCAACAACGGCGGGAACCUUCCGGACGAGUUGCUGAUGAAACUCUACGAGAGCAUCCGGAGCGAACCUUUCAAAAUCCCAGAGGAUGAUGGGAAUGAUCUCACUCACACCUUCUUCAACCCCGACCGAGAAGGUUGGCUUCUAAAGCUAGGUGGCCGUGUGAAGACCUGGAAAAGGAGGUGGUUCAUUCUUACUGAUAACUGUCUCUACUACUUUGAGUACACCACGGACAAGGAACCCAGGGGUAUAAUUCCACUAGAAAACCUGUGCGUCAGAGAAGUGGCGUAUCCACGCAAACCGUACUGCCUGGAGCUGUACAAUCCCAACAGUCGGGGGCAGAAAAUCAAGGCGUGCAAGACUGAAACGGACGGACGGGUCGUGGAGGGCAAGCAUCAGUCAUACAUGAUCUCGGCAGCUACAGCCGAGGAACGCGAUGACUGGAUCGAGUCCAUCAGAGCAAGUAUAACCAAGGACCCUUUCUAUGACCUGGUGACCGUUCGCAAGAGGAAGAUCAUCAACAAUGUGGCUCAGGAGUGAGGAGAACUGCCACCUGGGAUUGUUAAGGAACGUACACCUGGCUGAGGACCAGGGAGGUCCUUAGAUUUGCCUGACUGCAAUACUGACGCUUGGAGAGUUGGACGCAUUAAUGAACAACUGGAUUGGCAGUCAGAAGAUGAAGACGAGAGCCUCCGUGCAGUGGCUUGUGAGAGGAAAAAAAAAAUAUCUUCGUAGGUAGCUAGUAAAUGAAGGAGAUGCGGAUGAGGUUCUAAUACCAGAAACCAUUUCACAUUACUACUGCCGCCCCGCAAGGACCAGUAAGGAGAUCAGAGGACGGAGACUUUUGAAAUAACCUUCCAUGAUCAGGUGGGCAGGUGUUGAUAUGAAAGACCAUUAUGAAGAAUGAAAACUUCCAGUAUUAUAAUGGAGUUAACUGACAAGCUGCAGCCAGGCCGUUGCUCAAACAAACGGCGUGAAAACCCACGGCGCCCACUUCAUCUCGACAAACAUGCUGGCUUUAAAAAAGCUAUUUCAUACGAAAGAAAAACCACUGUACCAAUAUAACGGCGAUCAUUUCUAUUUCCAUUUAUACCCCAGCACGUGAGAGCCACAAAACCUCCUCCUCAUACGGCUCAUGAAAAUGCACAAGGAAGCGUUUCACGUCAUUACCUGUGAAUUCAUGCAAGCCAACAGUUAACGAAAAUAAAAACCAGGAACCUUUUUAGUGUAAGAUAGAAGAAAGAACGAAAUAGAGAAGCGAUCGUCAGGAAGACGAAAGAAUGUCAGGAAAAAACAACUUGUUUUUAAGCGAGCCAUUUUCACUUCCGCCAACUCGCGGUAUAUUUAGCAUCAAACCGUUUGUAGUGAGUGGGGUUCCCAUCAGUUGUAAAGGCGUGUGCGCCACCUUGGCCUACUGAUGUGUGACCGAGACAGAGGGUGUGGGUCUCGUGUCUCCAUCAGCCAUCUGCACCCCCGGCAGAUGCAGCCCAAAAAGCCACACAAACGCCGCCUGCCGGAUGGAAGGAAGAGCUGGUGGGAUUUAAAUCCCUGAGGGUAAACUACGUAACUUUGUGAAAAAGGAACGUAAUGUUUGUUUUUGUUUCUAAACAAUAAAUAAACUGGCGCGCUUAUGUGAGACCAGCUACACAGUGCUGGGCAAAAAAUUUCAAAUGUGGAAGUAUUCACACUGAGAUGAUUCUACACUGUAAGAAUUCUACAUUUUUAAAGUGGUUUGCUCUUUAAAAAUGUGAGUUCUAAGCAUGCACACAUACACAAACCCUGUAAUAUUUUGUCUGUAGAAUGACUUGUGUUUGACGUUCAGGCCUAUAUUUAUUUUGGAUUUAAAAAAAACUGUAAACGCUUAAUGUAUUCACAUCCUACUGUUGGCUUCGGCAGUUUUGUAUAUGUCACUAUUUUUACUUAUGUAGUUUUAUUAUUAUUUUACAUUAAUUAUGUAAAGGUUCUUCCAUUAUUUUCACUUUCGAGGUUAAAUACCUCCAUGUAAAUACAGAAACUAUUUAUUAAAUAAAGUGGUCUAUUGCACUAUGUUGAA